UUCGUGCCCUCCAUUUUCAUCUCUCAUAGAUGCCAUAUAUCAAUGGAUGAAGCUAGAUGUAACCAUGUGGAUCAACACCAUCAUCAGAAACAAGAUGAUCAUCAUCAUCAUCAGGGCUGGAUAAUCAUGGAAGAUGGGGAUUCAUCAUCAUCAUCACUGGGAGAUUCAAGGAGUUCCAAUGGGUCAUCAUCGUCUUUAUCGGACAUAUUGGACGAUGCAUCAUCAUCAGGUUCAUGUUCUUCAACAAAUUCAAACACAGGACCUCUGUAUGAAUUAUCGGAGCUCAUGGUCCAAUUACCAAUCAAGAGAGGGCUAUCAAAAUAUUAUCAAGGAAAAUCUCAAUCUUUUACCUCUUUUUCAAGAGUGAAAAGCAUAGAAGACCUUGCAAAGAAAGAAACUCCUAUCAGGAAGAAAAUGAAGGCAUGUAAAAGCUAUGGGUUUGGGUUGGAUUCCCACAAGCUGUACACUCAACCUAGGGCUACAAUAUCAAAGAAGGUGUCUAGGGGUUCUUCUUCCUUAUCUUUGCAACGCAGAAGAUCAGGCAGUUUUUUAAGCAGCAGGCCUCCACCAAUUCCUGUACAGAAGAACUUCUGAGGUAGCGCUGCCUUUUUUCUUUUUUCUUUUUUCUUUUCUCUUUUUUCUUUUUUUCUGGGGUGUAGAUUUCAUGUAGAAUGUGAGCAUCUAUAUUUUACUUAUUUUGUUGUAAAUUUUAGGUACAAUGGAAAAAAUAAUUCUAAAGAUUUUUC
Rubroshorea leprosula is the source of this 746-nucleotide messenger RNA. NCBI's taxonomy places the organism in Eukaryota, Viridiplantae, Streptophyta, Magnoliopsida, Malvales, Dipterocarpaceae. The record is from the annotation of a GenBank genome assembly.